UAAUUUCCUUAUUCUUAUACUAUUUGAAGUUAAAUGAGUGUUUGUUUGGAAUAUAUUCUCUCUUUCUCUUUCUCUAAAAGGAAAAAAGAUAAAAAUUAUAUAAAUAUUUUGAUAAAACACAAUAGAAUGCAGCAUCACCGGAUUCGUGAACGUUUGGAUGAAGGAAAAGACUUGAGAAAAGAACAAUCGCCUUUCUUUUUUCCUUCCUGCUCACAGACCUUAUCCUAUCUUCAAUGGUGGAAGAUGCGGAAAAAAAGAGCAAUAUGCGAGCGCAAGGUGUCCCAGAAAAGUCGGCAGAAAGAUAAGACUGCACAGAGACUACAUAUAAAGUCAGAGAUGACAAAGGGAUAUAUAGAUCCGCACAAGACUAUUGCCAUGACAGACGUGGAUCCGGAGUAUUUUACAGAAUUGUCUGGCAGACCUGCAAAAGAGAAGUUUUCACUGGAACAAUAUGUGUUAGACACACGUAUUGUUCUGAAAACAAGACUGCUCAUUGGCCAAGAAAAGGACGAUUGUAUUCGCAUUGAUCAGCAGUUCGAGCAGGAGUUUUCUCAGUUACAAAAGAUCCAAGAACGUCAUCAGCGAUACGUGAGCAGCUUCGAGGAGUUUUUGUCGAGAGAUCACAAGAAAAGUAUGAGCAUAUUGGAGAGAGCAGAACGGGAGGCGAAGCUGACGAACGAGAUCUGCAUACGUAGGAACGAGCUGGCAAAGCAAUAUGGCCAGAUCAGACUGGAUAUUUACUUCUGGGAGGAAAACUGGAGAAUGGUGAAGAUGUGUCAGCUGUUCCUCUAUCGGUUGUCACCUACUACUUGGAGGAUCAAGCACGACUGGCUGCACCGUCUCGAAACGGGCAGCCUCAUUUCUGUUAACGACGGGGACUUGUUCAAUAGAUACGGGACACCAGAUGACGACGCCUCUUUGGAGGACUUGAUAGAGUUAUUUGAGCGAGACAUCGUCGAAGCCGGUCCUGCCGAGCUCUAUUUCGAGGAUCCUUUCGAACUCGUUCAGGUUUUCCGAGCGAUGGAAACGCAAAAUUUAAACGCGCUCAUACACCUAGAAUCACUCGCCGCCCCGAUGGAGGAUGUAACUAUGACUAUCGCCGUGACUGAAGCGCGCAUCAAGCAGGAGGUCAGCGAGAUCUCCUCGACGAUCGACGACUUGAAAAAUCACAUCGCCGAGGCGGAAGAUAGAGCGGCGAAUCUUGAGAAAUACGCCGAUUAUCUUCUCCGGGGCGUUUUCCGAAGUCUCGUUUGCUCUGAAGAGGUGCUGUAUCUUCGCGUUUUCGUGGAGGAUGCGUAUGAGACCUGCGUGGGGCCGAAUGAUGCGAAUCUCGACAGUUUUUCGAUGAUGAAGUGGGUAGAAAGGACCCACGAGCAACUUAAUCUUCAACUGGACAAUCUACCGCGUCGAAUUGUUCGCGCUUGCGAGAAGGAAGGCUUCAAGCAAGAGAUGAGAGCUACAAAGGAGGCGGAAGACGCAGCGAAGAAGUUCGAGCUGAUGCGCCGGCUGUUGAGCAUGUUGAAGCGCAUUAUGCUACCACCCAAGGCGAAAAAACGACUGUUAGUCCGACGCUCGACGCCUAUCGCAACUAAAGUAAAGUUAUCAUCACCUCCGCCGCAACCGACGACUCAGGAAACGCGACAUCUCGCAUUCUUCACCGAUUUCUGCAAGUGUGACAAGUCGCGAGCGUAUCGUCCCAAGUUACCGGACAAUCUCGAUCUUACGUUCCAAAGCAAAGAUAUCGAUGUCCAAGUCGAAUCAACGACGUUGAUGGACGAGGAGGCAUUCUCGGAUCGAACGGAGAGAUAGGCGAAUGAACGUGUCACAGUUGAAAAUGUAACGGAAUCAGCGGAUUUAUUUGAAAAUUCCUGCGUGUAUAUCCGAAAGGAUCGUAUCAGUCUAACGCACUACGCGUCAUGGAUUACUUAGACUAUCACUAUUAAUAGUAUGUAUACAUAAAUAGACGAUCUAACGAUCGAUCGAAGCACAAGAUAAAAUAUCCAAAGAUAAUAAAACACAACAAGGGGCAAGUAUAGUAUACAAUAGAAUUUGGAACGACAGUUGAUAUAAAAACAACAACCAUGCUUGACAGCGAUUUCGUUGGCUACAAAGCGCCGCUUCAACUCCUUCGGUACAAACUCUUCAAGAAGGUCGUGAUACACGCUCCACCUUUGAGCAGCUUUACAUAUACUCACGAACGCAUCAAGCACUCACACGCACCACGUGUACACACACACACACACACACACACACACACACACACACACACACGAGCAACAUUUUUUUAUAGAAUAUUUCACUAGAGAUGCGACGAUUAUUUGUCGAGAAUUGCGAUAUAAUUUACUGAUACUAAAUAAUCAUCAAUGAGUAGCAGGGAACGAUGAGUACUCGAAAGGUUUAUGUUUCUUCUAGAAAUAUAUUGUGACGGAUUCAGAAGUGCAAGGCAAAUUGGAUUAAUCGCAAACACUGACGUACUACGAUUACUAUUAUUGAAUUAAUUCUACUACGGGGGAACAAAAUUAAAUUCACUAAAUUGCAAUCGUAUGGAGUCUUACACUGUACCGAAUUUAUCUUUACUCCUCUCACUUUUCAAAUUUCUUUCUCUUUCUU
This is a messenger RNA of Odontomachus brunneus, 2610 nucleotides long. Its product is annotated as cilia- and flagella-associated protein 100-like. The record is from RefSeq and is a predicted model, not a curated record. NCBI's taxonomy places the organism in Eukaryota, Metazoa, Arthropoda, Insecta, Hymenoptera, Formicidae. Bases 34 to 1809 code for a protein of 591 amino acids. The transcript has 6 exons.